AUGACGGUGGAAGGUGCAGAAGUAUGUCGAACGAGCUUUACGCUGGUCAUUGUCCAUCUUUUGGUUUCCGAUAUCAAGAUCGUUGUAGCAGUCCCAUUCCCAGUCGGCGAUCCACUCGCCCACCGGCGCUCCCCUCAACGUUAUCCUACUUCCUCAACACCACGAAAUAAACAGCAAGAACCACCACCAAGCCGAUGCCAACGGAAAUGGUUGAUCCUCAUUUGCGGUAUGAUUAUUCGUCGCACCGAGGGCUUUAAAGAGUACGCAGUAAGAGACGAGCGCUCUGAAAGGAAGGCGGGUGUAGAGCCUAGAAAGGAAUCGGACUGGUGGAAGGGGGAUGAGUCGCCUGAUCGAGGAACAUCUGUGGUGAUUGGCGCUGAAAGAAGGUCAAUGAACCCGGGUUGGAGCGCCGAUUGGUCUGUGGCUGCUGGGUGGUGUUGGCCUCGCAAGUGGAUGGUAGUGAUGAGUGUUCGACAGGAGAGAAGGUCCUCUGCUUGCACAACGGGGACGAUGUACAAGGAUGGUUACGUCGCAAAUUUGUGGCAUGUCAUCCUCCCGAUCGCCAAGGCCUCCCCGAGAACACUGCAGGAAUGGCACGGUAUCAAAUGGCGAACAGGAGUUGGGCAGACGUGA
This is a messenger RNA of Laccaria bicolor S238N-H82, 633 nucleotides long. RefSeq lists its product as uncharacterized. The transcript has 3 exons. The record is from RefSeq and is a predicted model, not a curated record. The coding region runs from base 1 to 633 and encodes 210 amino acids. NCBI's taxonomy places the organism in Eukaryota, Fungi, Basidiomycota, Agaricomycetes, Agaricales, Hydnangiaceae.